GCCUCGUGAGGCGCCGGAGGGCUCGCCUAGCCGCCAAGGCUCCUGGGAAAUGUAGUCCGGUUUCGGUGGUGUGAAUGAAAAGAGGAGUAGGGUGUCUGGAGUGAGGCCUGAGGGUAAUCCAAGAUGUCGGAGCCCGGGAGAUCCACCCGCGCCCGCGCGGGUGACUCAGGGCAAGGGCCUAAGAAGAGUGUCCCUAGAAGCCAGUUGCCACGGCAACACGAGAGCUGAAUUGUUCGAGAGAGACCCAGGGAGGGCCAUGAAGGUACUACUCCUCACUGGGCUGGGAGCCCUAUUCUUCACCUAUUAUUGGGCUGACAACUUUGACCCAGCUAGCCUCCAGGGAGCCCGUGUGCUGCUGACAGGGGCCAGUGCUGGCGUUGGGGAGGAACUGGCCUAUCACUAUGCCCGCUUGGGCUCCCACCUGGUGCUCACUGCCCACACUGAGGCUUUCCUGCAGAAGGUGGUAGGGAACUGCCGGAAGCUGGGCGCUCCCAAGGUCUUCUUCAUCGCUGCGGACAUGGCCUCCCGCGAGGUGCCCGAGCUCGUGGUGCAGUUUGCGCUGGACAAGCUGGGCGGCCUGGACUACCUCGUGCUGAACCACCUCGGGGCUGCCCCCGCCGGCACACGGGCCCACAGCGCCCCAGGGACCCGCUGGCUCAUGCAGGUGAACCUCCUGAGUUACGUGCAACUGACUUCCUUGGCGCUGCCCAGCCUGACGGACAGCAAGGGCUCCCUGGUGGUGGUGUCCUCGCUGCUCGGCCGUGUGCCCGCGUCCUUCUCCAGUCCCUAUUCCGCGGCCAAGUUCGCGCUGGACAGUUUCUUUGGCGCCCUGCAGCGGGAGCUGCGUGUGCAGGAUGUGAACGUGGCCAUCACCAGGUGCGUCCUGGGCCUCCAGGAUCGCGCCUCAGCGAAGGAGGGAGUCAGGGGUGUCACCAGGGCCCAGGCGGCCCCGGGGCCCAAGGCAGCCCUGGCUGUGAUCCGGGGCGGUGCCACGCGGGUCUCCCACGUCUUCUACCCGUGGCGCUUCCACGUCCUCUGCCUGCUCCGGGCCUGGCUGCCUCACCCAAGGGCCUGGUUCGUCCGCCAGGAGCUCAAUGUCACUGCCACUGCUGCGGCCUGAGCUCCUCCAUCUUCUCAGAGAGGACCCUUCCCCCAGCCGCCUGAAGGUGGGACACAAACAGAUGCCUUUGAGAGGGCGGCCAUGACCCAAGACAGCAUCAUCAAUACAGGAAGGGAAGCCAGAAAAACCAUUAGCACCCGGAAGCAAUGAAAUCUCUGGGUGUGAGAGCAGCGUCUGUGAGCCAGUACCUUGUCAGGGGCCUGGAAGGCAUUAGCUCAGUCUUCUCCGUAGUCAUUGUUGAUGUGAUUGCUGCUUCCAUUGCGCUGAUGGGGAAACUAAGGCUGGAGAGGUGAUGUGGAGAGCCGGCCCUGGGGGCUCCCUGGGAACCACCUGAUUUGUUCUUUCCACUCCUUGCCCUGAGCAAAGGAGAGCCACAAAACCAUCUACCCAAUGGUAGGGUCCAAAGAGGGGGAGAAGGGAAGGAAUGUGUUUUGCUCUGUACCCGCCUCCCUUUUCAUAAUAAAUAUCCUUUUCCCCUUGCA
This is a messenger RNA of Myotis daubentonii (Daubenton's bat), 1602 nucleotides long. RefSeq names its product hydroxysteroid 11-beta dehydrogenase 1 like (gene HSD11B1L). The record is from RefSeq and is a predicted model, not a curated record. Gene Ontology annotation, molecular function: oxidoreductase activity. Gene Ontology annotation, cellular component: intracellular membrane-bounded organelle. NCBI's taxonomy places the organism in Eukaryota, Metazoa, Chordata, Mammalia, Chiroptera, Vespertilionidae.